AUGCCUCGAGCGGUUUACAACCCUGAGGCAGAACACAACUAUGACUUGGUUUACCGCCUUGCAGAAGCAGCGGAAAACUCAAAGUUCAUACUAGAAAUAGCUUUAGCGCCAUUGGAGAAGGCUAAUUUACCAUCCAACAUAGGGAAGUUUAAUGGGUUAACAGACCCUGACGAUCACCUAAGGGUAUUCACCAGCGCAGGUCUGGUUGGGGGUUGGACUCUCCCGUUAUGGUGUCAUCUGUUUGUGCAAACCCUGACCGGUCCAGCGCGAUUUUGGUUCGAUAACCUACCAACCGGACAGAUCGAAUCAUGGAAUGAUCUGCGAGAAAAGUUUUUGACACACUUCAGCCAGCAGCGGCGCUCCAUCCGUGAUACAUCCGAUGUCAUGAACAUCUGGCGCCGAGAUGACGAAAAUCUGGAGGAUUUCAUCACCAGAUACAAUAAAGAAGUAUUGGAAAUUGGCGGUGUUCAUGAACAAUUGAUCCGUGCUCAAUUCAAGUACGCGGUUCGAUGCGACGACAUGGUUAAAGUCUUAUCUGGAACAGAAGGCCUUCCAACAAGUUGGGAGAAGAUAAUGGCAGCGGCCAAAGUUUAUGCGCAAACUAAGAAAAACCACACAACAAACAGGCCACCACCACCGCAUCAUAGGCCCGCGGAUUUAAGAUUAACCGGCGAAAAAAGGUUUGAAAAAUCAUGGCGUGAGUCUGGAACAGGAAGUCGUUCGUCCGAAGACGCCCGCACAACAAUCAACAAACUCUCCGCACAGCGGGAGAGCAAACAGGAAAAUAGGGAGAGACAGUGGACUCCCCUAACAAAAACCCCGGCGGAGGUCUUAAGUACUGAAGACUAUCAAUUCAAACCUCCGGUCCCGAUGAAAAAUAAUCGUGGACAAGACCCGGCAAAAUACUGCGAAUAUCACAAAGACAACGGGCACACCACUAACAACUGCAUCUCUCUGCGCACAGAAAUAGAGAAAGCCCUCAAGAGCGGCGAACUAACGCAUUUACUCCAAAAUGUACGAAAAGAGAUUAAGCAGAUAACCCGGGGGGAGGAGGGCCCAAGUAAACGGGCAAAAACCUAA
This is a messenger RNA of Helianthus annuus (common sunflower), 1080 nucleotides long. RefSeq lists its product as uncharacterized. The record is from RefSeq and is a predicted model, not a curated record. The transcript has a single exon. Lineage: Eukaryota; Viridiplantae; Streptophyta; Magnoliopsida; Asterales; Asteraceae. Bases 1 to 1080 code for a protein of 359 amino acids.